AUGGAUCAAUAUAACACGACAGAGGAUGUCCUUAAAUUAGGCAUCGUCGAUCCCGAGCUCGAAGAAGUUCUUCAACAUAGCCCACCUCCUGCAAUGGACUUUUCAUUACCCGUGGAGCAAAUGCGCCAAAUAGUUUCGGCAAUGGAGAAGACAGCAUACGAGUCCUGUCCAACAUUCGACACCCAGGAAACUAUGAUUGAUAUUCCGAUGCGUGAUGGGUAUCAGAGCAACCUUCACAUUGUCAAGCCAGGCAGCUCGUCUGGAGCAAACCCCGUGGUGGUUCUUAUAUUUGGCGGAGCUUUUGUGAUGGGUACAAAUAUCCAAUCGAUUGUCUGGGCCCGCGCGAUCGCAGCUUUGUAUGGUGCUACCGUGGUACAACCCUCGUAUCGUCUCGCACCGGAACACAAAUUCCCAACGGCCCCGAACGACAUAUGGGAUAGUGUACAAUGGAUAGCUGCCAAUGCGUCGAUACUUGAUGUAGACUUAACGAAAGGGUUUGUGAUUGGUGGUGGAUCAGCAGGCGGAAACCUUGCAAUUGUCACAGCACAUCGUUCUGUGAAAGAGAAUCUCUCUCCACCAAUCACGGGGGUUUUGGCCAGUAUUCCAGUGUGCAUGAGCCAAGAGACUGUGGCGGAGAAAUACAAACACCUUUGGGUAUCUCGGGAGCAAAACGCAUGUGUUCCUGGGAAUCCUGGUCUGGACUCAAAAUCUAUCGGAGGAUACGAGGCUCUGUACCAGCAGGAUUUCUUGUCGGAAGACUUUUCGCCCUUUAACUCGACCGUGCCAUUCUCGGCUCUUCCACGGACGUAUGUUCAGGUCGCAGGGCUGGAUAUUCUCCGCGACGACGGCAUUGUUUAUGCAAAGGUUCUGAGUGACAAUGGUGUGGAGGUGAAACUGGAUGCUUAUCCUGGUAUGCCACACGGGCAUUUUAAUUUAUGGCCACGCUUGAGGCAGUCAUUCAAGUCUCAAGAGGAUACUAUCUGGCAUGCGGGAUGGCUUCUGGGUCGCCAGGUCCCAAGGGAAAGGGUGGAAGAGCUUGUAGCUGUGAUUCUGAAAUGA
Molecule: messenger RNA, 1059 nt
Organism: Aspergillus caelatus
Lineage: Eukaryota; Fungi; Ascomycota; Eurotiomycetes; Eurotiales; Aspergillaceae
Product: alpha/beta hydrolase
Exons: 2
Coding region: 1-1059 (352 amino acids)
Molecular function (GO): hydrolase activity
Source: RefSeq, a predicted model, not a curated record